Messenger RNA from Hydra vulgaris (swiftwater hydra), 1609 nucleotides. Lineage: Eukaryota; Metazoa; Cnidaria; Hydrozoa; Anthoathecata; Hydridae. The record is from RefSeq and is a predicted model, not a curated record.
UAUUUUAAAAAUGCCAAGAUGUUAAAAUAAAAAAAAAUAAAACCCAAGUACAAUGCUGAUAGUUUAGAAAAAUCAAUUAUGUUAGUAUGUGAAGAAAAAAAAUCUAUCAUGCUGCUAAAGAUUGUUCUGUACCUAAAGAAACAUUGAGGUGAAGAAUAAAACAACAAGAAUUUAAUGCAAACAAACAUAAAGAUCGAAAAAGUGUGCUGAGUGAUAAUGAUGAAACUAUGAUUGUAGCUGCAGCUCAGUAUUGUCAAAGAUAUGGUCUUCCAUUAGAUUCUCUUGACAUUUGUAAUUUAGUUGCUCAAUUUUGCACAGCCAUGAGGAUGAAAACUCCUUUUAAAAAUGGAAUUCCUGGAAAAGAUUGGAUAAUUUCUUUUAGGAAGUGUCAUGUUGAUAAACUUCGAUUACGUAAACCUGAAAUACUUACAUUUUCAAGAGCUAAAAGUUUAACACAUGAAGUUAUAGAUAAUUUUUUUACUAUUUUAUCUGAUGUAAUCCAUAAUAAUAACAUAGUACAAAGUAGUAUAUACAACCUUGAUGAGACUGGGCUCUCCACAAACCACUUAGCAAAGAUAGUAUUUGUACAUCCAAAAAGCAAAGAUGCUUAUGAAUUGGCUGCCUCUUCUGGUAAAGCUAUCUAUUCUGUGCUGUUCUGUGUGUCUGCAGAUGGAAGAUAUCUUCCACCAUUUGUUGUUUUUAAGGGAGAAAGCUAUCUGUAUUCUAAAUGGAUAGAAAAUGGACCACUAGGAUGUGCUUUUGGUGCAACAGCAAGUGGAUGGAUGCAAGACUUUCUAUUUGAAAACUGGUUUGUCAAGCACUUCAUACCAUUUGUUGACCAAGAUUAAAAACUAAUACUCUUGCUUUAUGAUGGUCAUGGCAGUCAAUUAACAUAUGGUACCAUAAAAGCGGCUAUGGAUAACCAUAUCCAAAUUGCUUGUCUUCCAUCAAAUUGUUGACACACGUUACAACCAUUAGAUGUGGCUGUCUUUGGACCAUUAAAGAAUGAGUGGAGAAAAAUUUUAAAGCGGUUUUCAAGAGAAAUACAACACAAAAAUAUUGAAAAGAAAGCUUUUACAGGAUUAUUGAAACAACUGUGUCAGAGACUCUCUCCAGCAAAUGUUAUAGCAGGAUUUCGUGGUACAGGUAUCUCACCAUUAAGUAAAGAAAAGGUGGAAAGAAGAAGAACAGGUAUUGACUUUCUCAAUCAAUCACCUGAACGUUAUAGCCCUAAAUCUCCAAGAUUACAAACAACAAGAUUGGUUAUGCGAGAAGCUUUAAGGUCAAUUAUAUGUCCUAAUGUAUCUGCAGAAACAGCAGCAAUAAUAGAACAACAAAAACAAAAAAGGAAGAGAGUACAAGCAAAAUGUGGAGAACUCCUUACAAAUGAGAAAGUCAAACGACAGUUACUUGAGGAACAAAGAGUUAGAGAGGAAAAAAACCAAGUUAAAAAAAAAUGUACAAAAAAAACUAUUACCUCUACCAAAGUAGUAAAGAAAUACCCAAAAAGAUCUAAAAAGUGCCUAAUGUUACGAAUGUUACGAAUGUUACGAGAAACGUGCAGUGAUCAUAAAAAUAGUUAAUUUUUAUAAAACACAUUAAAACAUUA